Molecule: messenger RNA, 1993 nt
Organism: Folsomia candida
Lineage: Eukaryota; Metazoa; Arthropoda; Collembola; Entomobryomorpha; Isotomidae
Product: zinc finger C4H2 domain-containing protein
Exons: 6
Coding region: 318-1133 (271 amino acids)
Biological process (GO): positive regulation of neuron differentiation
Cellular component (GO): nucleus
Source: RefSeq, a predicted model, not a curated record
GAAAGUGCUUAAAUAGCAAAUGUUAUGUUGGGUGCUUCUUCUUCUCGUUCAUGUCAAUUCGUCGUCUUCUUCGUCUUUUACUUCUUUACUCAACCGCAGUAGAAAGAGAGAAGAAAGGAUACGAUAGGAUUGGGAUGUGAAGGUGUCAAAUGAUGUGCAGGCAGAUUAACAGGCUCAUCACCACUGUCACUUUCUAGCGCUUUCACACAAUACGGAGAAGAAAUUGUUAAUAAAGUUGGGUGAAAAUUUGCUGAAAGAAAGUGCGAAAAAGUUGGAAUAUUUGAUUGGGAUAUUUUGUGAAAGAAAUUGACGUGAAAAUGAUGGAUGUUGAUGAUCGAGCGGCGUCAACUUUAGCAAAAUUGGAGCUAGUUAAAGAAAUCAAAUGUAAAACGAUGCAAAUGUUGAAAAUGAAAGAACGGUUGCUGGAUGAAAUUGAAAAUUGUAGAAAAGAAGAACGUUGUUUGCAAGAUUAUAGAUCCGAAAUGGAACUACUAAUGCAAGAAAAGAUGGCUCAUGUUGAGGAAUUGAGACAAAUCCAUGCUGACAUAAAUGCUAUGGAAUCUGUCAUCAAACAAGCUGAACAGACAAGAACGAGAUCAGUCGACACUGCAAAACGACUUCAUCAAGAAUUUGGGCCUGUAAAAGCGGAAGUUGAUCGUCUCAGGCAGGCAUGCUUAGGAUUGGAACGGUUACCAGAAUUGCAUGAGGAAGAGCCAUCAAUAAUAUCGUCAGAACUAUUUGAUCAACUGCCAACCUGGUCACACUCACAUUCUCAACCUCAACGAGACGAAGUUAUGCAAGGAAUGGCAUAUUCGCAACCCCCCUCCGCCCCACAAGCUGCAGCCGCAGCGUUUAUCAUGAGUCAAAAUCCAUUGGCCAUGAUGCAAUCUGCCGCAGCAGCUAAACAACAACAAGACCGACAACAGCAACAGCAGCAACAACAACAACAACAAACGCCACACCUCCCUCCACAACCACACGGACCAACACCACCAUUUCGGCAACAACCCCCUCCAAUGAAGUCAUGUCUAUCUUGUCAUCAGCAAAUUCAUCGCAAUGCACCAAUUUGUCCGCUAUGCAAGGCCAAAUCUCGUUCCAGGAAUCCCAAAAAGCCAAAAAAGAAGGAGCAAUAAGAAUCAAGUUGCAUUUAAUUUCUACCUUCGUUUCUUUUCCGAUCAGUAUUACAUAUGUACCAAUUUGGAAUAAUUUAUGUAUGCAACUUUUAAAUACUAGGUUAUGUUUUAUAUAACAACAAAACUCGUGAGUCCUAAUUCAAUGUUACAUAUUUAAAUUUUUAAUGAAUAGACUGAUCAUGAAAAAUGUGGGUAGACAACAUAAUGCCAUUCUUUGAAAAUACUCGAUUUCUAAAGGUAAAAGUGCCAACUAUUGAGAUAAGUAUUCCCUAUUUAUACUCUAUUUAUAAUAGCCAUAGCUUUUGUCAAGUGCUUUCAACCUUGAAACAGUUUAAUGAUUUUGUGUAUGUACAUAAAUGCUAUAUAAAAUGUAUGUACAUACGUAUUUAGACAGAUCGGAUUAAGGAUAGACAUAGUAAUUGUAGGAUAGUUUAUAGUUACCUCUUUUAAUAGAAGAGCGAUUUAAAAUAGCGCUUUUUUUAUGACUAGAGUGACAAGCUUUGAUACCACAAUCCAUCAUCAACUUGAAAUUUGGUUGACAACUGGAAUCGCUGAAAAGUAUGUCAGGCAUGGCAGAAAUUACUGAAAUCCGUGCGGUUCAGUUGUUUGGUAGAUAUCCGUUUUUACGCCACCACGACUUUUUUUAUAGAGGAAAAAGUAAAUAUAAAACCCAUUUAAAACUGUACAUGAAAAAACUACUUGGUUUGUUUUUAGUGUCAAAAGUUAAUCUUAAAGAAAUGCGUUGUUUUUUACGGCAAUUUUUUUACACUGGUGUUUCAUUUUGUGAUGUUCUUCAUCCGUGAACAAAGCAAGAUGAAGAUGAAGGAAGGAAAUAAAGAAAUUGUUUGAAUUGGAAAGCA